AUGGGUGAGUCGCAGCGCAUCUUGAACUCCAAAAGCUUGCUCAAUGUCCUCGGUGGCUUCCACCAGCGUUUUCGCUGUAAGAUGGUUAACCUUGUUGCUAACACGAUCACACUUUCGUCCCAUCUGUAGCUGUCGGCAAGAACAAGAAGUGCGUUGUGCUACAAUUGUGUUGACCGGUACGAGUGGUGGAUUAGGAAUCGCUGCGGUGGUAAAAUGCAGGAGAAUAGGCGAACACCUUGUUUUGCGAGGAGACAGAGCAUGGACGAGGGAGGGGGAAGGCACCAUCAUUUUGCCAAGCGCUUUUGGAGGAGCAUGUAGCAGAGCUUUGGGCAGCGCCAAUUAUACAAGAAUCAAGCGGUGAGAUGCUGAUACGCUGUGCCUUCGUCCUCGUCUCAAACAGACUUUCCAAGCGCGGUGGUAUCAAGAAGAAGACGGUGGACCCCUUCACCCGUAAGGAGUGGUACAACCUCCGUGCCCCUCUCUUCUUCUCCCAACGUGACCUUGGCCGAACCCCAGUCAACCGAUCUCAGGGUCUGAGUGAGUGUUCGCCACAUCGGCUUUUGGAGAGCGAGAAGGGGUGCAUCGCCGGGGCUCGGCGGCGGAACGUUCAGUGGAGCGCGUUGCGAUGGGAUCGACGGAUGGAACCACGCAUCUCGCCACGAGGCGAAGGACCGCGUGUCAUGGAAUCAGUAUCUGCGCAGUGACAGAUGGAUGUACGCCUGGUCAAGGGACGAUAAAGGCAGCUUCAUGCGGAGCGGAGGGCUGGCCGUACACCAAGCUCGGGUCACAGGCUGACCGCGACUCUUUCUUCACCAUGCAGAGAACGCCAACGAUGCUCUCAAGGGACGUGUCAUUGAGGCUUCCCUUGCAGACUUGAACAAAGACGAUGAGCAGACUUUCCGCAAAUUCAAGCUGCGUGUUGAAGAGGUUCAGGGCCGCACCUGUCUCACCAACUUCUACGGCAUGGACUUCACUUCCGACAAGAUCCGUAGUCUUGUUCGCAAGUGGCAGAGCCUCAUCGAGGCCCACCAGGACGUCAAGACCACCGACGGCUACCUUCUCCGUGUUUUCGUCUUCGCUACCACCAGGAAGCGCGCAAACCAGGUCCGCAAGACCGCGUACGCCCAAUCUUCUCAGAUCAGGCAAAUCCGUCACAAGAUGUUCGACAUCGUCAACCGCGAGGCAUCAGGCUGCGACAUCAAGGAGCUGAUUGCCAAGCUCAUUCCCGAGGUCAUUGGCCGAGAGAUCGAGAAGGCCUGCCAAGGCAUCUACCCCUUGCAGAACGUCUACGUUCGCAAGGUCAAGGUGCUCAAGGCUCCCAAGUUCGACCUCAACAGACUCUACGAGCUUCACGGAUCAUCCUCUAACGAUGACACCGGCUCAAAGAUCAAGUCGUCCGGAGAGUUCAAGGAAGGACCUGCGCUCACCAGUGUUUGA
This is a messenger RNA of Ceraceosorus bombacis, 1437 nucleotides long. NCBI's taxonomy places the organism in Eukaryota, Fungi, Basidiomycota, Exobasidiomycetes, Ceraceosorales, Ceraceosoraceae. The record is from the annotation of a GenBank genome assembly.